AUGGCUGAAAACACACGCCUCAAGGAGCUUGACGCCAACGUGAAGAAAAUCCUCGAUCUCAUGGAGAAACGUGAUCUCUGUUAUAACGAACGCUUUGCGCAGCUGGAGUUGGCGCUCCAUGACGUUUCCAAGCAGCAACCUGGUGGUUCGAACUCACAAACCAACCUGCCGUUUCAGGUACGGAAUAUUAAGCUUGAUUUUCCUAAAUUUGACGGAACCAAUGUUCUGCAAUGGAUCUUCAAGGCUGAACAAUUUUUUGGAUAUUACUCCACUCCUGAGCUCCAACGCCUUACUAUUGUUGCGAUCCAUUUGGAGAAGGAUGUUGUACCUUGGUUUCAGAUGAUGCAAAAGAACAACCCCUUCCAAUCCUGGGAAGGUUUUACUAAGGCAUUAGAACUCGAAUUCGGUCCUUCUCCUUAUGAAUGCCCACGAUCUGCUCUGUUUAAACUCUCACAAUUGGGCUCUGUCCAUGAUUAUUAUGUCGAGUUCACUGCUUUGGCUAAUCGUGUUACGGGGCUUACCGUCGAUGCCAUAUUGGAUUGCUUUUUGAGUGGCCUUAAACUUGAAAUUAGACGAGAGGUGUUAGCUCAAUCACCAAACUCUGUCCUUAAAGCUGUGUCCUUAGCCAAACUUUUUGAAGAGAAAUACACUCCUAACCCGAAACCUUACUUUUCAUCUAGCUAUCCCAAAACCUCAACCACAAAACCACAGAACAGCCCACAAUCCAAAACAAAUGCCUUACCACCCCUGUUACCUACCCCAAACUUGCAACCAUUUACCCAACCUUUCAAACCAUCCAAUGUCAAAAACAUCACCCCUGCUGAAAUGCAAAUCCGUAGAGAGAAAGGGUUGUGCUAUACUUGUGAUGACAAAUUCACCCCAAACCAUAGAUGUCCUAAUAAACAGUACCUAUUACUACAAUAUGAGGAGACCGAGGAACCCCCCGAUAAACCCCACUCAUCUGAACACCUUACUCACCCCAACCCUGACCCCAUUUUGGACCAUCAUCUCUCUUUCAACGCCCUCAAAGGCUCUAAUGGAGUGGGUACAAUGCGAUUCCAAGGCUCUAUUCAAGGUGUCUCCGUUCAGAUUUUGUUAGACAGUGGCAGUUCUGAUAAUUUUCUGCAACCUCGACUUGCAAAUUACUUGAAAUUACCGGUUGAACCCAUUUCUAGUUUUCAAGUUAUGGUGGGCAAUGGAAAUUCUUUGACGGUUGAAGGACUGAUACAAGAACUCAAGGUUUCAGUACAGGGUCAUACACUCACUCUCCCGGUGUAUUUAUUACCAGUUUCUGGCGCAGAUUUGGUGUUGGGCGCAUCAUGGCUGGCUACUUUGGGCCCCCAUAUUUCUGAUUAUAGUGCAUUAACUUUGAAAUUUUAUUUGAAUGGUGAAUUUAUUACUCUCCAUGGUGAUAACUCGAAGCUUCCCACCCCAGCGCAAUUCCAUCAUAUUCGGAGAAUGUCUCACACACAUGCUAUUGCGGAAUGUUAUACAUUACAGCUUCAAUUUCCUGAAGUGCCACAGGAUCAAUGGGCUGACUUACCUGCUGACUUACACCCUGAUUUAGCACGUACUAAUCCUGUGAAAGUUCGGCCAUACCGUUAUCCGCACGAAAACAGUAACACUUAUUUUGCCAAAUACGGUUAA
Molecule: messenger RNA, 1647 nt
Organism: Cajanus cajan (pigeon pea)
Lineage: Eukaryota; Viridiplantae; Streptophyta; Magnoliopsida; Fabales; Fabaceae
Source: RefSeq, a predicted model, not a curated record